AUGUCCGACCCCGUGGAGCUUUUGCAGAGGUUGAUUCGACAGGCCGAAAAGAAGGGUACCCCUUCAUCAGGGUUCUUGAAGAUGUUUAGCGGAUCAGACUCAUAUAAGUACGAGGAAGCUGCAGAAUUGUGUAUUCAGGCUGCCAAUCUGUACCGCUUACGCAGAGAGUUGAAACUUGCCGGAGAUUCGUUUCUGAAAGCUGCAGAAUAUCAGCUCAAGGCAAAGAAUGAUGAUGAGGCUGCUAACACAUUCGUGGAAACCUACAAAUCUUACAAGAGCAGUGGAGAGUAUACGAAUGCGGUGGACGCCUUGGGCAGCGCUAUUGAAAUCUUCACGAAGAGGGGCCAGUUCAGAAGGGGAGCCAAUUUCAAGUUCGAAAUGGGAGAGCUGUUGGAAAAUGAGCUGAGUGACUAUCCAAAGGCAAUCGAAAGCUAUGAAACGGCCGGUGAGUGGUACGCUCAGGAUCAAGCGUUGGCGUUGGCCAACAAGUGUCUGAUCAGAUGUGCUGACUUGAAAGCGUUGGACGCCAACUAUAUAGAGGCAGGCGAGGUCUAUGCCAAGCUUAUCAAAAACAGUGUCGGCAAUAGACUCAGCCAGUGGUCUUUGAAGGAUUACUAUUUCAAAAUGGCACUCUGUCAGCUAGCAGCCACUGAUAUUGUCGCCGCUACAAGGACUGUGCAAGAGGGCAAAAACACAGAUGCUAACUUCGCUGAUUCCAGAGAGGCUGCACUUGCUCAGGAUUUAAUUGAGUGCGUAAGAGAAGGCGACAGUGAAGCCCUGAGUGAAAAAGUGUUCAACUUUGAUAAGUUUAACAAACUAGAUAAAUGGAAAACGACCAUCCUUCUGAAGGUGAAGGAAACCAUCACAGAAGCUGAUGACGAUCUAUUAUAA
This is a messenger RNA of Zygotorulaspora mrakii, 891 nucleotides long. It is a transcript of the gene SEC17, whose product is annotated as alpha-soluble NSF attachment protein SEC17. Lineage: Eukaryota; Fungi; Ascomycota; Saccharomycetes; Saccharomycetales; Saccharomycetaceae. The record is from RefSeq and is a predicted model, not a curated record. Gene Ontology annotation, biological process: intracellular protein transport; SNARE complex disassembly. The transcript has 2 exons. Bases 1 to 891 code for a protein of 296 amino acids. Gene Ontology annotation, molecular function: soluble NSF attachment protein activity; syntaxin binding. Gene Ontology annotation, cellular component: vacuolar membrane; SNARE complex.